AUGGGACGAACAUUGACUUACCCCAAGGGCGUGUCCAACACAGCCAACAGAUAUAAACAUCGAGCCACAUAUGACUUGGGCGCAAUUCACAAAAUCAUCAACGAUUCCCAAGUCCUCCAUGUAUCAUUCAACCCAGGCCCCGAGGACCCGUUCCCCGCCAUCAUCCCAAUGAUCGGGCAAAUGGGCUCAUUUGAGUACCCUUCAGCGAGCAUCGACGAGCCCCUUGAAUGCUAUCUCCAUGGAUAUGUCAGCUCGCGCAUCAUGAAUCUGGCACGCAACAGCGGAGGCGAGGGCCUGCCCAUCUGCGUGGCGACCAGCAAAGUAGACGGGCUGAUUUUGUCACUCACGCCCAACUCUCACAGCUACAAUUACCGCUCUGCUAUCUUACACGGCUAUGCCAGCCUUGUCACCGAUGAAGAGGAGAAACUCUGGGCAAUGAAGAUUAUUACAAACUCAGUUCUUGAGGAUCGAUGGGAUCACUCGCGUGUGCCGCCUGACCGUGCGGAAAUGUCGUCUACUGUUAUUCUCAAGGUAAAGAUUGCUGAUGGCAGUGGCAAGAUCCGUGACGGUGGUGUUUCUGAUGAGCGUAAGGAUUAUGAUAACGAGCAGGUCACCAAUAGUGUUUGGACUGGUGUUGUUCCUGUCUGGGAGACCUUUGGGACUCCUGUUCCAAGUGGCGAUGGCAAGGUCUCAGAUGUGCCGGAGUAUAUUACUUCUUAUAUUGCAAACAAGAAUGCUCAGAAUCAGGCCUUGGCGGAGGGUGCAGUGAAGAUUUGUCUGCCAGCUGAGGAGCAACACUGA
Penicillium nucicola is the source of this 801-nucleotide messenger RNA. RefSeq names its product pyridoxamine 5'-phosphate oxidase family protein. Bases 1 to 801 code for a protein of 266 amino acids. Lineage: Eukaryota; Fungi; Ascomycota; Eurotiomycetes; Eurotiales; Aspergillaceae. The transcript has 2 exons. The record is from RefSeq and is a predicted model, not a curated record.